GAAAAUGUUUUGUAAUUUUAAUCGACUAGACAGAAGUAUCCUUUGCGUCUAUCAAUCUCUUAACGAAACAAGGUUCAAGAUGAAAAUUUAAAUCAUUCCUCUUAAAAUAAAGAACGUUGACUUUUUUUGUAAAUGAACCAAAGUUAUAAUAACAAGAGUGACUGUCGGUAAUUUGAUAAUUCGAGGUUAUAUAACUCGUAUUAUCGGAAUUAUAUAUCUGUGUGUGUUUGACCGUACAAGAGUAAAAAAGUUGUUUGUUUAGACAUUUUCUGAUUAAGCACAAAUGGUCGUGGCUUAUCUAGCCAAACGUGACGAUGGAAUAUUUCGUAUGGAGCGUGUACAAAUAUAUUAAUCCAAGAUUCGCGGGGGUAAGACACAAGUGUUACAAGCUGAGUCUGGAAAAUUCGCUCGGGGAAGCGUGAUUGCGACUUGUGAGAGCGAUCCGGAAGGGAGGAAUUUGUCUACCAUAAUUGUUUCCGUUCUCCUAAUAUUCUUGUUUUCUCAAUUUCUUUCUGACCGUAUUGUGUUCUUUUAAAGAAGACAGGUGCCAUAUAAGUAAAAAGAGCCAUUGGAAGCUAGUGCGCGACGAUGGUCUAUCGUCCGGUCAUUCUCGCGUUCGCCAUUUUCUAUCAAUUUUCCACCGACGAGUGUUUUCGUCCACACGUCGCGACGAAUGUAAUUCAGCUUCUCGAACAUGCGCCGAAUAAAACGACGCUCGUUACAAAAGCUGCGCCUCUAUUUAAUGAGACCACCCUAACGAAUUUUACGUACACGCUAUUUACUCGCGUGGACAACACGAGCGAGUUGUCGCAAGCUGCACAACAGCCCCAGGUGGACUGCCUGGGACUAGGGAAGAGAGUCGCGGCGACUCUGGAUUGGUUCUUCAGGAGUAAACCUAACGGGAGUGACGCCUUGGACGUACAAUUUCUUCUGUCCUCUAGGAAACAACCGCGUCGCGUGCAUGUGGUACUCGGCGAGCAGUUCGGUCUGGAAUGGACAGACUUUCGGAUAGAACGCAGGACGGUCAUCAUAGUGCACGGCUUCCUGUCUCACGGCCAGGAGACAUGGAUCAGGGAUAUGGAAAGAGCGUUCCUCGAAUGGGAUGACGUCAACGUGGUGGUAAUAGAUUGGAGCGCCGGCGGUAAUACAUGGAAUUAUUACAAGGCAGCGGUUAACACGAGAAUAGUAGGAUAUCAAGUAUCAAAAUUUGUAGAACACCUGACAAACGCCACGGUCAACGACAAUGGGCCGGACGUAAAUAAUUGGGGGCCUUUACAUCUGGUAGGACAUAGUCUCGGCGCUCACAUUUGCGGAUUCGUCGCUCGAGAGUUAAAAAAGAGGCACAACAGAUGGACUGUGCAGAGAAUCACCGGUCUGGACCCGGCACAGCCAUGUUUUCGCAAGACUGACACGUCUGUCUCUCAUUUACAUAAAUAUGACGCACCCUUCGUUGACGUGAUACAUACAAACGGCAGAUUACUAACGAGUCUAGGUCUUGGCUUACCGGAAGCUAUAGGUCACGUGGAUUUCUACCCGAAUGGCGGUAAAACGCAACCUGGCUGUAUGCGAUCGGAAUCAUCGUAUUUUAAUUAUUUGCCCAUCCCUACGGCUGAGAUACAACGAGCGAUAUGUAGCCACGGACGUUCUUACGUCUAUCUCACUGAAUCGUUGAUAGCGGCUACCGCGCGCAACUGCAGUUUCUGGGCACACCAAUGGAACUUGACAUACAGACAUCUUUUACAAAUCAUCGCGGAACCAUGCGAUAGAAACGUCUGCACGGAAAUGGGCAUUAGAGCAGAAAUGUACAAUCAGCGUGGAAACUUUUUCGUCGCUACAGCCAGCACUACUCCGUUUUGCGUCAAUAGCACCGAUGUCAUUGAGGAGGUGAAACAUCAGCUGCAACAGGAUCACCUUGGCGACACAGAGGAUUGACAAUUUGAUAAAUGCAGCAAAUAAAUGUGUUAACAGUAU
Messenger RNA from Vollenhovia emeryi, 1971 nucleotides. RefSeq names its product pancreatic triacylglycerol lipase-like. NCBI's taxonomy places the organism in Eukaryota, Metazoa, Arthropoda, Insecta, Hymenoptera, Formicidae. Gene Ontology annotation, molecular function: lipase activity. The coding region runs from base 589 to 1932 and encodes 447 amino acids. The transcript has 6 exons. The record is from RefSeq and is a predicted model, not a curated record. Gene Ontology annotation, biological process: lipid metabolic process.